Suncus etruscus (white-toothed pygmy shrew) is the source of this 1835-nucleotide messenger RNA. It is a transcript of the gene VPS4B, whose product is annotated as vacuolar protein sorting 4 homolog B. Gene Ontology annotation, molecular function: ATP binding; ATP hydrolysis activity. The coding region runs from base 201 to 1535 and encodes 444 amino acids. Lineage: Eukaryota; Metazoa; Chordata; Mammalia; Eulipotyphla; Soricidae. Gene Ontology annotation, biological process: vacuole organization; endosomal transport. The transcript is spliced from 11 exons. The record is from RefSeq and is a predicted model, not a curated record.
AGGAGGGUCGGUCGGGCCUGUCGGGGAGCCCAGAGCGGGUGCUGUUGCUUCGGAUCAGUUCCGCCCGGGAGGAAGGUGGCCGUGGUCCGGGGUCCGAGAGCCGCCGCCAGCCCGCACACAGCCGGGACAGCACCGGGUUGACUCGGCGUCACCACUGUCGGCCGCCUCGCCUCGUCCUUCCCACGGGCAGCGCCACCGUCAUGGCCUCCACCUCGGCCAACCUGCAGAAAGCAAUAGAUCUUGCUAGCAAAGCAGCCCAGGAAGACAAAGCCGGGAACUACGAGGAUGCUCUUCAACUCUACCAGCAUGCUGUCCAAUAUUUUCUCCAUGUGGUCAAAUAUGAAGCACAGGGAGAUAAAGCCAAACAGAGUAUCAGGGCAAAGUGCACAGAGUAUCUUGAUAGAGCAGAAAAGUUAAAGGAGUACCUGAAAAAGAAAGAGAAGAAGCCACAGAAGCCAGUAAAAGAGGGCCAACCGAGCCCUGCAGACGAGAAAGGGAAUGACAGUGAUGGGGAAGGAGAAUCUGAUGAUCCUGAAAAAAAGAAACUACAGAAUCAACUUCAAGGUGCCAUUGUUAUAGAGCGACCCAAUGUGAAGUGGAGCGAUGUUGCUGGUCUUGAAGGCGCCAAAGAAGCACUUAAGGAAGCUGUGAUCCUGCCCAUUAAGUUUCCUCACCUCUUUACAGGCAAGAGAACCCCUUGGAGGGGGAUCCUGUUAUUCGGGCCUCCUGGAACUGGAAAGUCCUAUUUAGCCAAAGCUGUAGCAACAGAAGCAAACAACUCAACUUUCUUUUCCAUUUCUUCUUCUGACCUGGUUUCUAAGUGGCUCGGUGAAAGUGAAAAGCUCGUUAAGAACUUAUUCCAACUGGCCAGGGAGAACAAACCUUCCAUUAUCUUCAUUGAUGAAAUUGAUUCUCUUUGUGGUUCAAGAAGUGAAAAUGAAAGCGAAGCUGCCCGCAGAAUCAAGACUGAAUUCCUGGUUCAGAUGCAAGGGGUUGGUGUGGACAAUGAUGGAAUUCUGGUCCUUGGAGCUACAAAUAUACCCUGGGUUCUGGAUUCUGCCAUUAGGCGAAGAUUUGAGAAACGAAUUUAUAUUCCUUUGCCUGAGGCCCACGCCCGAGCAGCAAUGUUUAAACUGCACUUGGGGACCACACAGAACAGUCUCACUGAAACAGACUUCCGAGAACUCGGCAAGAAAACAGACGGUUAUUCGGGGGCAGAUAUCAGCAUCAUUGUGCGUGACGCGCUGAUGCAGCCAGUUCGCAAGGUGCAGUCAGCGACUCACUUUAAAAGGGUUCGUGGCCCUUCUAGAGCUGACCCGAACAACAUGGUGGAUGAUCUGCUGACACCUUGCUCUCCCGGUGACCCUGGGGCCAUGGAGAUGACCUGGAUGGAUGUCCCUGGGGACAAGCUGUUGGAGCCAGUGGUUUGCAUGUCGGAUAUGUUGCGGUCACUCUCUAACACAAAACCCACAGUCAAUGAACAUGACUUGUUGAAAUUAAAGAAGUUUACAGAAGAUUUUGGUCAAGAAGGUUAGACCAAAGACAGCAAGGAAGACCUUUACCAUGUGUGUGCUUUCUUUUGUGGGUAUCUUUGCCUUUCUUGGAUGACAUUCAGAUUACUUUCAGUAAAACUCUUUCACCACAGGGAAAUGGAGCUGACUUGGACAGUUCCUCUAAGUUCCAUAUGUGCUUUUGUUUCAUUGCCUAUUCAAUACUCCUGUUAACAUAACUGAUUUUAAAGGGCGGGUGGCCUAUCAAGAAUCAAGUGAUUUGUGGUUGGCAAGAACAGGACUGACCCUGUUAAAAACAGGAUUAAAGUUGAUUUGAGAUGCAAA